AUGCGCUGGCACUCGUUUCAUGGUGAACAUGGUCAGGUCCCCGCUCUUCGUUUGCAAUGGUAUAAAAGGCAGCGUAUUUUGUGCCUCAAUAUUUUCAUCCCCUUCGUUCCUUCUUCCAUGUCCUACGCCUACCAGCAGUCCCAAAACGGCCAGCGUUACUCAAUGAUGACGACGAGCGACUACGAGAACACCUUCGAAAUGGAUAUAUCGUCCCAGGACUACAACUCGGCACCGUUCACUCAAAUUCCCCGACAAAACUCAUCCGACUCCUUCGACUCCAGCCAGCCUGCGGCUCCCUCUUUGGCAUCGACUCUCAUCCAUGUAGUCAACCCGAUUGACUUUGUGGAAUCCAUUUCGGCCACACUGGAGCUUAGCCUUGAGAACAAGGCUGAAUUGCAUCGUUUACGAGCAUCGUUGGACCUUCCUCAUAGCGAGCUCAUCCCCAUCCUCUUCUCGGCAGCACACAACCUCUUCAACGUGCAAAUGGCAUUGGCCAAUGCUGCUGCGAUUGCAGAGCUCAAGGCGGAGAUUCUUCAAUUGCGGAAAACACUCCACCAGGUGGCCUUGACACAGGACCAGAAGGACGAAGUCAUUGCAGCAGUGAAGCUCGUCGUUUUUGAUCCAAAACGGCAACUAUUCGACAAUGACAGCCUUAUUACCUCCACUAUCGCCAGCCUCAAAAAGAACAAAGCCACUAACGGCUUCUACGACAUUUUCAACGACUACAGCGCUCCGCGUGCUCGUAUACUUCAAAAGGACAUACGAACACAUGCUUCCUAUGCAAAGAACUCUCUGUUGAAACAUAUCGGGGAGAGCAUCAACCAAAGCUUGACCACAGCAACGCGUGGCGCCGCCAAGAAGAUGGGACUUGAGUCCACCAAGAUCGCCAACAAACACCUACUCCGGAUGAUUCUCUAUCGGGACUUUGCGCGACUCAAUCCUAAACUCCUACAUGAAGACAGCAACAAGUUUCAGUCUACCGACUCCUCCACUAACAUAAGCAACACCGCCAAGCCUCGGAAGACGGACCAGUCGUUCUGGGGUCUUUUCAGCGGCCAUGUCGGCAAUCUGGUGAAAGAUUUUGGGACGGAAACAAGCAGCGAUGAGUGGAAAAAGUAUUUCAUGGUGCGUGUCAAGAAAGAAGAAGAGCUUCAUCCCGAAGACCCCAUCGAUGGCCUGCGAGAAUACAAGGCGCGCACGCCUCUCACUCAAGCCGGUCCCUCGGCUGGUCCACAAGUCGGCGCACAGCCUGAAGCUCGCCACAUUCGACCACUCCCACGACGUCUCGACGGCAUGUCUGUUCCCGCGCCGUCGACUUCGGCACUACAGGGCAAUAACCAAGGCAUGUGGUUUUCACUCGGAUGUGUCUUCAGGCUGAAGAGCUCCAAGGUUUCGGUGCCAACACAGCAUCCCACUUCAGUUCCAGCCAGCUCCCCCCUCUGCGCGGCAGUCAUAUGCAUGCGGAUACCACUUUGCCUAGCAUCAGCCAGUUGGGAUAUGGAACUGCUCCGGCAUUCCAAGGUGCACAUGGUAAUCAGGGAGGCUCAUAUCGGGGAUGACUAG
Mycena indigotica is the source of this 1563-nucleotide messenger RNA. RefSeq lists its product as uncharacterized. The coding region runs from base 1 to 1563 and encodes 520 amino acids. The transcript is spliced from 11 exons. NCBI's taxonomy places the organism in Eukaryota, Fungi, Basidiomycota, Agaricomycetes, Agaricales, Mycenaceae. The record is from RefSeq and is a predicted model, not a curated record.